GCCAACUAGACUGACUAUAACGACAUGAUGUCGCCGCGCUAUAUGCGGUAUACGAUGGCAUGUGCUAUAUGUGUAUGGGCCCGCAGUGCGUCCGUGUUGGUGAGUGUGCCUCUAUGGCUGGCUGGCCACGAUGACGGCCACCAAACAACAGAGGCGUCCCAUGCACAGAGCAGUAAACAACGAACAGCGCUUAGUGCCACAUCACGGAAUCUUAUCGCUCUCGUUCGUUCGGUCGACCAAAAGCCAAAAACCCAACCAGGCCAAAAAACCGACUAGCCCGAGACCAGAAACCCGGACCCCGAGCAAAUACGAAGCUGUCUCGGCUGCAGAACAAACAAGUCAUCUAGUAAGUAGCGUGCUGCAGCAACAACAGAAACUACAGGCAUCGAAAUCGACGACCAGGUGAACCAGCUUCAAAAAGGAGUCUCCACGCAAUCACACACACGCGCCAAUCGGCCAUCCCUCUCUGACGCAUGAUCUUAGCGGCGCGAGAGCGGUACGACUACAGCCAUAAGAGCGCAAGAAGCUGCUGCGCAUUUAUCGGAAAAGAAGUGAAGAAGGAAAAGGAGAAGGAAGAAGAGAGCAGAAACCUGGUUGAAAUUCACUAACUACUACUGAAAUGGCUGCUAUUGCCGCCUUGCCAACAACAACGUUGCGGCGCAGCAACAACAGCAACCACAAAGGGAUCAAAUCCCGUCGCAAUGAGCGUAACAUCCUAACUUUCUACGAAAAGAUUGCCGUGAUCCGUUACUAUGAAGAGACCAACAUCUCGAGGAACAGUCUGGCCAAGAUGUUCCACUGCUGCGCCACCCAAAUACGUAGAAUCUUGGAUAAGAAAAAGGAUCUGCUCCAGCAGUUGGCCACCUUAAGCGAAGCAGAUGCCUCCAUUAUAAUCGAAGAGAUGACGCGCAAGCGUCGCAAGUUUGAGAUGAGUGCCAUCAGUUUCCUUCUACACGAGUGGGUGGAAAGGUGCAUCCAAAUGCACUUGAACAUCAGCAUAAGGAACCAAAAACUGAAGGAAACCGCCAUCCGGAUGGCCGCUGUUCUGAACCUGCCCUCCUUUAGACCAUCCUAUCGAUGGCUAAGCCGAUUCCGCAACAAGUACAAGUACGAGGCUGAUGAAUUGGGUUACCAGGGCGAGAAUCCCUUGAACCAGGAUUUGCCAGUGGAAGACAUUAUUGUAGAGUUCAAGCAUGCACUGCCGAACUUUAUGCAACGGGAGCUGGACAAUCCAGGCGAAGCAGUCACAAAAGGAGCUGUUCUACCAGAUUUUGUCAAUCUCUCCAGCGAAAACAGUGUUAUGUCUGAUCAUCCAGAGGAGGAUGAUGAAGUGGAAUUAGUAACCUGUGAGCCUACCAUGAUGUCCUCACCAUUUAGCACACCAGAAGAUGUAGAAGGGGAAAAACAGAGCGACCAGGAAAACCGAGAUGAUCAGAUAAACGCUGGUACCAGCACUCUUCUGAAUGGUGUUUUUCCGCAUCUAGCCAUUAUCCAUCAAUUCGCUCUUAUGAACUCGGAUAUACAGGCAUUGGAAAUCAUCUCCCAAUUGGGCGUGCACAUGCAGCAACAGGCUGUUUCUGGAGCUUACCACACCCUGUCGCUGGCGACGACCGGAGGAGAUGGGCAAGCGGAUCCCGGGGCAGUCAGUCUUCCGGAACUGCCACCGGGAAGUAUUUACGCCGAUAUCGAUGACAUCGAAUUGAUUGAGUAACAACCCCAAAGUAAACUAGGAUAAAAAUAGUCUAAACUUUAAUGCCACAGUGUAGUCGUCUGUUAUUUAUGAUCAACACAACGUUUCGUUAUAAAAGUACUUAAGAUUUUAGAUUUAAAUCGGAAACAAUGAGUUCAUUUUACCUUAAUAGUACCUAGGACUUCGAUUUUAUUUAAGUAUUUUAGUUGUAAAUCAAAUUCGCUUUGAUUUAUUAAAGGGUCAAUAAACCAGCACUGCUUAUUA
Molecule: messenger RNA, 1954 nt
Organism: Drosophila yakuba
Lineage: Eukaryota; Metazoa; Arthropoda; Insecta; Diptera; Drosophilidae
Gene: ebd2
Exons: 3
Coding region: 620-1711 (363 amino acids)
Molecular function (GO): DNA binding
Source: RefSeq, a predicted model, not a curated record